Molecule: messenger RNA, 1462 nt
Organism: Manihot esculenta (cassava)
Lineage: Eukaryota; Viridiplantae; Streptophyta; Magnoliopsida; Malpighiales; Euphorbiaceae
Product: autophagy-related protein 101
Exons: 7
Coding region: 200-790 (196 amino acids)
Biological process (GO): autophagosome assembly; autophagy
Cellular component (GO): phagophore assembly site
Source: RefSeq, a predicted model, not a curated record
UUACCAUUUUUAGGUCAGUAGUUCGACAAGGAGUAGAUCACUGCCCUACGCCAAACUCCACCGACGACUUUACCUUGCUUCACCAAUCGUUCGUUGCCCACCUUUCAUCAAUCCACUUCAAAAAAUCUCCAAGCUUUCCAAUUUCAAUUUUAGAUUAAUCUAUAUCAGUCUUUGCUCAAUUUUCUCAGCAACGAUCAUCAUGAACUGCGAAGUCUGCCAACUCAAAGAACUGGAGGUGGAGCACUUUGAGAUACGGGAAGUUCUACGCUGCAUAUUACAUACAAUUGUCUUUCAUCGGGCUUUGGGUCUUGUCCGGCCUAAAGACAUAGAUUUGGAGCUCUUUGAAAUUACAUAUGUGCAAUGUGGGGAUUUCGAAGUUGAAAAGAAAAUAGAUGAGAAGAUUGAGCAGUUUGUAAGUUGGGUUGAGAAACACCCAAAUAAGAAAAGCCAGAUAUGUUUGUCCUUUUAUGAAGUGAAAAGCAAGCAGCCAUCGUGGUUCACUAACAAAAUUGAACGACUAUAUUGGGAACAGUGGUAUGUCAAUUUGAAUGUGACUCAACACCCAAAACCACACUCUGGAAAGUCUCAUCAUUCUAAAAUGGUGGCUGACCCUGGAGAGAGUGCAUACGAGGAGAGGAGUGUUCGUAGAGCAUCACUUGAAGCAUCUCUUCAUGAGGUUUUGUUCCAAAUAAUAAAAUUUGUGAAUGAGAAAAAAGAUCACGUCCCCUCCAUAUCUGAGGGUGUCAUCUAUUUUCCUUAUGAAAUUACCAUACCAAGGAAAUUUCUCUGAAGCACAUGAUUAGACUGCUGAGUUAACAUUAUACUGCCAUUACUCAGUUCAUCGGAUUCUGCGUUUGGGAUGGACAUGAUCAAGAGGAUGCUACAGACAGGGCAUCCAACUAUGCUCAGCUGAUUGUAGUAGUCGGCCCCUGAAAGUAUAUUCGUCAAGUUGCAGGUUCAGAAGGGGGUGUUUACUCUGUUCAUGAUGUGUUGAAACCUGUAAAUUCAUCGCAUUGUGAAGAACAAAGCUACGGGAUAGUGAUUGAUUCACUGAAAAAGUGAUUGCUAAGUGCAAGUUCAGUUAGUUACCAUUGUAAAUAUUCGGGUUUCGCAACUUUUCCAUGGUCCCUUGGUUGCUUUUCUCCUCCACAUGAUGGUGAUACCACUUUCGGUCUAUGAAUAGAAUGCCAUAAUUGUCAUAAUUUGUACUAUAUUGAAAUGAUUAUGUGGUCCUUGAUCCACAGUGUCUGGUCAUGAAUAGUAAUCUGUGGCUUUGGCUUCAAAAUAAUUCGGAUUGCCACACUGGACUACAUUCUCAUGCACAUUGGAAUCGUUUACCCUAAUUGAUAUGAGGGAAGAUUACAAAAUCCUGCUGUUUAGUAUAUUUGUCAGCAUGAAUUGCUUGAAUGAAAUCACUGUAAUUUUAUAAAUUGUGGAAUAAAAUUUCACACAAUUUAAUUUA